UCUAGUCAUCGUUUUUUAUUUUGAUUGUAUUUAUAAAUAGUGGUUAGAUAUUUUAAAGAAAAUGGUUUGUACAGUUUAAUAAAACCAUGUCUAUGAAAGGACACCAACAGGCCAAUAACUGCGCUGUUGCAAAUCAUGUUUACAAUGCAACUAUCAAGAAAUCCGCUCAAUCAGAUCAAAUUCCUCUUGAAUGUGCAGAAAAUAGUGCAAAAAUGUGUCUAUGUAGCUCCUUACACCACAACAGUUGACGCUCUAGAUAUAUUUACUUCAGAACUGUUGCAUAAACACCGAAGCCGGACGAACAGAUUAACGUUAAAUAAUUUGAACAUAAGAUAUUGUACAGAUACCGACAAUCAAGAUGUGUCUCAAAUGACUACUGAACGACUAGAUUUAACUAUUAAUGAACUAAUAUCUAAGAAUAAAGAAAAGCAAAUCCUGCAGAUGGUACAAGAUUGCUUGAACUACCGGAAAUAUAUUCCCAUGCAAACUGUGAAAAAACUGUGCAGAAUAUACAGUGAUACAGGGAAACCGGAAUACGUUAACAUUUUGCAGCAAUAUUGUGCAAAAGUUGAUCCGGUUAUAUAUAAGCGUAACGGUGAAUUCCUUCACUAUCUUGCUAAAGCUCAAUGCAUGAAAGGAAAUUCCGAUAAGGGCCUUGCACUGUUAAAAGAUGUAUAUACUAAAUAUCCGAGUUUACGGAGUAUAUGUAGAGUCAUAUUCAAUGAGCUGAUCCAAGACUCCAUACUAAACAGAUCGGAAGCUAGUUUAGUAAUAUUUAAGAAAUAUGUGUUGAUGUUUAGCAAAGAGUUUGACGAUUAUUAUCCGUUAGUGUGCUUCUGGCACUUGAGUUGGUCAAGCUCUUGGUUUUCCGAUCAUAUGUUAUCGGAUGAACUUCUGGAAUCUUCUGAAGGAUUAAGGGAUAUUAUCAGGGACAAGGCAACAGCAUUCACAAUCUGCAUCCUACGGGACGAAUACAACGAGGACGCGGUGCUGAGACUCCUGCAGAGCUUGCUGAAGUAUACCAUGAUGGUGGAAUAUGCCAGAGUACUGCAAAUUCUGUUCAAUUACAAGUUAAGAAAUAGAGACAUGCGAGGGUGUGCCGAGAUCGUGCGGAACUGCGAAACGCUCGGCAUCAGUCUCCCCUCCAACCACCAAGAAAAGUACAUCAAAUUGUUAAUACAGGGCAAAGACAAGUCUGAGGACAAGCCGCCCAAGGACUUUAAACUCAAGUUUUAGAACCGCUGUCAAUAGU
Messenger RNA from Cydia amplana, 1252 nucleotides. RefSeq lists its product as uncharacterized. The transcript is spliced from 4 exons. The record is from RefSeq and is a predicted model, not a curated record. Lineage: Eukaryota; Metazoa; Arthropoda; Insecta; Lepidoptera; Tortricidae. The coding region runs from base 136 to 1236 and encodes 366 amino acids.